GCUCAGCGUUGAAAAAUAGACAAUUUCCACAGUGUGCUAUUAGGAUUAUGAUAAUGGUAUAACAUUGUGCAGUAGCAACUUCUUUAGCGCUGUAUUCUGUUCAAGAAUAUGAGAGUACUAACAGACGCAACAUGUAUUCGGGUACUCAACAGCGAAAAAAUUAUUGUCGGAAUUGGAAAUGAGUUGAUGCUUAUGGUACGAAACAACGAUGCAACACAGUGGUUAUCAGCCUCGUUACCACGUUUUAGUAAUAAGAUACAUGGAAUUGAUUUCCGAAAAAUCGAGUCAAAUGCGAUGACGUAUUGGUUGAUUGCAUUUCACGCAGGUAGAGAUGCAUAUUCACUUCGCUUGAAUGAGGACAACACAUUCUCCGCUCCUCAGCUGAUUCAAACUUAUAAUCCCUUGUCGUAUCUAUUGUUCUAUCCGAGCGAUAGAAGUCUUUUCGUUCAUUCAAUUCGUCGACUGAACGAUUGGAUAAGUGCAUUAAAAUUUAUUGACGAUUCAUCUAUCUGUCUCAUCACCGGGCAUGGGGUGGCUGUUCAUCUGAUGCUGAUCGACCUUAACUGGUCCAUUUUUGACAUUUGCCCAUGCCAGGACAGCUCAACACUUUAUUGCUCGCAAAUAUUCGGAACUAGUUGGAACGAUUUAUUAUGCUUCAGCGGAACAGCACUAGGCUUGCUAGUUAUCUGGCGUCCAGCUGGUCCCCUGAAAGGCAGUAUCCUUUACCAGGUGAAAGCACACAACGGAGUAAUAUUUUCCAUAGAAUACAGCAUAGAACGAAACUUUCUGAUAACGACCUCCGAUGAUAGAUCCGUAAAGUUUUGGACGUUGAACUCGCGCGACGGUUUACAGAUAGAGCUGAAAGAGAAUGGUUAUUGCUUUGGUCAUACAGCCAGGGUUUUCCAAUGCAAAAUUAUCUGCAAACUGGACUCAUUGUGGGUUGUUUCUGUUGGAGAAGAUUCAAACAUUUGCCUCUGGGAUGAGCUUGGCAAUAUUGUGACCAAAAAACGUGUUGAGAAUGGUGCGACUUUGUGGAACUUGGAUUAUGACGAGGCGACGGAAACGAUUUUCGCGUGUGCAAGUAAUGGAAACGUAUCGAAAUUUGGAUUGAGGAAUUUUUUGCUGGUCGAUCGAGGGAAACAAGAAAUGAGUGAUGUAUCUCCUUUGCUACUACAAGAUCAUUUGUCGAAGGUGAAAUUCAUUUCGGAUGAUUUACUAGUAGCGGUAACUAAUCGCAAUCGGGUCAUCUUACUGAAUGGUUGCACACAUUACGGUGUUAUUGACCAACUAGAAAAUUUCAAGUGCAGCAUUUUGGAAGCGUGUAAAGAUCGGAUCUUUAUCGCUGGCGAUAAAUUCAUCAAUAUUUAUGCGAGAAAUGCUGACGACAGUUUUGUUUUACAAAAAAGCACCGAAAUCGAUUUUAAUCAGGGGGUGUUUAACACUGGAGAACAUCCGAAAUAUGCAAUUAUACGUUCCCUGCAUUUUAGUUGGGAUUCCGAUGUAAUUCUCUGUGACAAUAAUGGAAGAUGCUUAGUUUACGACCUGAAUGUGGAUCAGCUCAAAUAUUGCUAUCGAUUACCGCAAUCCAACGAAAGAUGGCUCACGUCGGUGUUCAAAAUAGACCAACAUUUACUGCUAGCAGAUCGUAGCGGAAAUCUUCACUUGUACAAUGAUCAGCAGGUGGAUCCUGUCUUUAAACUGCCACAACUUCAUGGAAAGCUGGGAAUCACCGAAAUAUGUUUGGAACGGAAGUCUCCAGAUGGAUAUUUCUUGAUCACCUCCGGUCACGAUAGUCACCUUAGGUCGAUUUUUAUCAAUGCGAGUAAAAAAAUCAUUGAAGCUUAUGGAUCUACUAAAAUGCCAAUAAGUUGGAUUGAUAGAAUGGACAGCGAAGGGGAAAUAGUUAUGGGUUUCAAUGAUUCACAUUUUACGAUUUGCAAUAAGAACCAGGAAAUGCUUUUUCAAAAAGAUUGUGGAGGAGGCCAUCGUUAUUGGGAUUGCUACCGGAUGAAGGAUGGUAGAUAUCGGUUUGUUUAUAUUCAACACAAACGUUUAAAAGAAAUAACGUUUCUUCUGGACGCAUCUGAGAACCAGAUUAAAGUUCCUAGGCUGGACUGGCAUACAAAGUCCUGCAAUACAGUACACAUAGUAAGAAAGAAAGAAAGUAAUAUUUUUAUAUCUGGAGGGGAAGACAACAUUUUAAGGAUUAACCGCCUGCAACCGAAUGCUAAUGGAUUACAAGAUCUUCCUAAACGGGAAUUAUAUAGCCACAUUUCAAGCAUUAAGACGAUUUUCUGCUGCAAACCAUCUCCGGAUGGCAACAUUAUUGUUCUGUCAGCCGGCGGACGCGCCCAACUUUGCCUUACCACACUGGAUCCGGCUACACUGAGAACCAAGGACGAGCUCUCGUACAUGCUGCAGAUGAGCGAUUCCCAGCGGUCCAGAUGGCGAACCGAUCGGACUGCUUCACUCGAUCCGGAAACACGUUUCAUGUGCGUCACUUUUGUGGAAGCCACAUCUACGCUUUACAUGGGAUGUUCCGAUGGUUUCCUCAGAGUAUUCACACUUUCGAGACCCCGAGAGGGUUACAAUGUUAACUUGCUGAACGAAUUUUACUAUGGGCGAUGUUUUCUCCAUAUCGCCGACUUGAAUAUUGAAGGCAGCUCGAUUAUUGUUUCGAUGGCUACCGACGGUAUGAUUUGCUUCUGGGAUGCACAGACUAUGACCGCUCCUUUUUAUAAAUUGAAACAUCACGCUAGUGGUAUAAAUAGUUUCGAUGUAAAACCCACCGAUAGCGAUGGACGAUUUUUGAUUGCAACCGGCGGCGAUGAUCAAGCGGUGGCUGUUACUGAAUUCAGUAUCAACCGAGUACAAAAUGGUGGUUUUUGUAUCAAGAUCCUCCGAACCCGAAUCGAACAAGGCGUUCAUCAAGCUCAAGUAACAGGAAUUCGGCUUGCUGGCAGCGGCAUGUUAUGGAGUACGAGCGUUGAUCAGAUGGUGUAUUUACUGAAUUAUGGAAAGUUCAAAGAAAUCGUUGUUAUCAAACAAUUCCGGACAUGCAUCUCGGAUGUUAAGGGUCUCGAGUUGUUGAAUGACGGCAGGGAAUUAUUCAUCUAUGGCUGUGGGUUCGAGUUCCUCUGUGUUCACGUUUAAUGCUUGAAUUAUACCAAAAUAAAUAGUUGGUGAAAUAUA
Molecule: messenger RNA, 3192 nt
Organism: Toxorhynchites rutilus septentrionalis
Lineage: Eukaryota; Metazoa; Arthropoda; Insecta; Diptera; Culicidae
Product: WD repeat-containing protein 6
Exons: 4
Coding region: 109-3153 (1014 amino acids)
Biological process (GO): tRNA methylation
Cellular component (GO): cytoplasm
Molecular function (GO): protein binding
Source: RefSeq, a predicted model, not a curated record